Ipomoea nil (Japanese morning glory) is the source of this 1941-nucleotide messenger RNA. RefSeq lists its product as uncharacterized. The record is from RefSeq and is a predicted model, not a curated record. Bases 1 to 1941 code for a protein of 646 amino acids. Gene Ontology annotation, molecular function: nucleic acid binding; zinc ion binding. NCBI's taxonomy places the organism in Eukaryota, Viridiplantae, Streptophyta, Magnoliopsida, Solanales, Convolvulaceae. The transcript is spliced from 3 exons.
AUGUCUUCUCCCCAUUUCCGGCAACAAACUGCAACUACCUCUCCGCCAGCCUCACGCAACUUCCUUUUCAUCAUCAGGGAGCCCGCAGGAAAAACCGUAGCAUUCACUGUAGAAGACGCUGGAGCUGUUUCUGAUCCAGAUGAGGUAAAACAAAGACAAACUGGAAAGCUAGGCAAGUUUCAAGGCCAAAAAGGAUUAGGAUCAAGUGCAAAUCGAAACAAUCAAAGAUCAAACUCAUCCGGCCAACGACCAGGUGCUUAUCGGAACUCUCAAUCUAAAGACAAAACCGGAGGCAAAGGGAUCAAGUGUUAUGAAUGUGAAGGGUAUGGCCAUGUGCAGGCUGAAUGUCCAACCUAUUUGAGAAGGAAGAAGUCAAUGAAAGUUGCCCUUACCUGGAGUGAUAACGAUGAACCAGAAACAGAUCCAGGUUCUGAUCCAGAUGAGAUCUCCGGAAACUUUGUUGCCUUUACAGCUCUUACAACUACCGUAUCUGCUUCUACAACUGGCGAAGAAUCAGAAAUUGAAGAGUAUGUGUCAUCAGAAGACCAAGACUUACCAGCACCUACAUUUGAAGUAGAGUAUAAAAAAUUGUAUGCAAAAUGGGAAAUUCUUGUAAAAGUCAAUAGGUCUCUGUCUAGUCAGGUUAACAUUCUAGAAAAUGCCAAAAAAGUGUAUCUAUCUAAAAUUUCUGACAGGGACAGCAUCAUUGAAGACAGUUACAAGAAAGAAGAAAGUCUCAAACAUGAGCUAGAAGAUCUCAAAAAGGAACUGGAGCAACUCAAACGCAAGAUAAAAAUGAUGGACAACACAUCCACCUUAGACCAAAUUUUAGACUCUGGUCGAAAGUCGUCUACAAAAUAUGGGUUAGGAUACUCUGGAGGAAAGGACAAAGCCACUACAAUUUUCGUCAAAGCCUCAUGUUCUGACUCAGUCUCUGGAGCAGUUCAAUAUCGUCCAGAAACCAGUACAGCUCGGCGUCAAAUUAACUUUGCUCCAAGAAAAACAUCACUCAAGGUUAGAGUGUAUAAUCCUAUAUGUCAUUACUGCAGGGUACGCGGACAUACAAAACCAGAGUGCUUCUACUUCUACAAAGACCAACGUUGUGAGAAACUCACAAACAAAUCUAUCACCCCGUUUGUCAAGCAAAUUUGGGUGAAGAAAAGUGACUUUGUAUGUCAUGUCUCUUUCCACUCUACGAGUACUAACAGAAAAGAGAGAUGGUACUUUGAUAGUGGAUGCUCGCGGCAUAUGACGGGUGAUGCUAAAUACCUAAACAACGUAAAGGGAAGUACAGGAGAAGUAACUUUUGGCGACGGUGUUAAGGGAAAAAUUACUGGAAUUGGAACUCUAAAUGUCACAGGUCUACCCAAACUCCAACAAGUUCUAUUGGUGGAAGGUCUGCAUGCAAAUCUGAUUAGUAUCAGCCAAUUAUGUGAUCAAGAGUGGAAAGUCUGCUUUACAAAAGACAGCUGCAACGUUACAGACUACAAAAAGAACUGUGUCAUGGAAGGUAAACGCUCUUCUGAUAAUUGUUAUAUACUUACUAACGAUUCUUAUUGUUAUAGGUCCAGCAUAAAAGAAUCAAAACUGUGGCAUCAAAAGUUAGGCCACUUGAAUUAUCGCUCUCUUGAAAAAUUGAUAAAAAUUGAGGGUGUUCGGGGUCUACCGAGUAUCAAGGUAGAAAAAGCUGGAGUAUGCAGCGCCUGUCAAGCUGGAAAACAAACUAGAGCAGCGCAUACCUCUCAAAACAUGAUCAAUACCACACACUGCCUGGAACUCAUUCACAUGGACCUCAUUGGACCUACCAGAACAGAAAGCAUUGGAGGUAAAAGGUACAUUUUAGUUUGUGUUGAUGAUUUUUCUAGGUUUUCGUGGGUCAGUUUUCUCAGGGAAAAGUCAGAAACCUUCGAAGCCUUCAAAGCCCUGGCCCUAAAACUCUAG